ACGAGAGAAGGACAGUGGUCUUCACGUAGCCCGGAACUCAUCCCCUGAAUGUUCCUCACGUCUCUUCCAAUCCAUUCCACUGAAUCGCCUGCACGUCCGUGUGCAUGGAGUAUUAAGUUCAGGACCAGUUUAUUCUAAAACUCAGGAGGAACAACCGAAACAAGCCGUGUAUAUAAACCCCUCUAAUCCAACGUCUUUCUCCAAUCCAAGCAAGCGUUCCACAUUUUCUCAGAUACUCUUGAUACGCAAGAGGAUGGCAACUCACUGCUACCUACCUCUCCUCUUCCUUACCUCACUGUUUUCUUUUGCCGUUGGAAUCCCACAUCAAGCACCUAAGAAGACCGAGGAGAAGGUGGUGGCGGUGGAAGGCAUGGUCUACUGCCAGAACUGCGCCCAUGUUGGCUCUUGGUCUUUGGCCGGUGCGAAGCCCCUGCCAUCAGCCAAGGUGAGCAUUGCAUGCAAGGACCACAAGAACAGGGUCGCAUCCUACAAAGCAGUCCAGGCCAAUGGGGAGGGAUACUUCUACGCGCCGCUUGCCGGCUUGGAGGACUACCAUGUUAAUCGCCCGACCGACGCUUGCUCGGUGCGCCUGCUCUCCUCUCCUGAUGCUCGCUGUAAUGUGCUCACCAAUGUCAACCAUGGGACUGAGGGAUCCCGACUUCAGGACAAGAACAAGAGAGUCAUGGCAGGGGGCUACGGUGCGGAUAUAUAUGCUGCCGGGCCGUUGGCUUUCCGGCCAGCCUACCGCCCUCCAAAGACUCUUUAUUGAGGAGCUAUAUAUCUGCCCUUUGUGGUGUCUUGUGACUGCACUGUGUUAUUUGUUUUACUUGUUUGUUGCUCGUGCACUUGUGUUUUCCUCCUGUGUUAUUGGUUUUCUUUGUUUGUGGUUUGUAUCGUCUUCGUUUUCGGGAGCUUU
Molecule: messenger RNA, 916 nt
Organism: Elaeis guineensis (African oil palm)
Lineage: Eukaryota; Viridiplantae; Streptophyta; Magnoliopsida; Arecales; Arecaceae
Product: non-classical arabinogalactan protein 30
Cellular component (GO): cell periphery
Source: RefSeq, a predicted model, not a curated record